AGCGACCUGUCUGAAGUCCCACAGUGAGGAGGACGGAGAGCAGACAAGAUGGACAAACUUCUUCUGCUCAUCAUGGCUGCAUCAGGGCUGAGUGCUGUCUCAUCAGCUGCUGGACUUCAGUACUAUUUUGUUUAUGACAGGAAGAACUUUACUGAAGCCCAAAGAUACUGCAGAGAGAAACACACAGACCUGGUCACUGUAGACAGCAUGGAGGUUAUGAAGAUCCUGACCAACACGGCAGAUUUAGACAACAUGUUCUACUCCAACAACAGCUACAGAGCCUGGAUAGGACUGUCCCGUGGCAGCUGGAGGUGGUCACUGUCAGACCCAAGUUACUACAAACCCGGGGAGACGGAGUUCAGACGAUGGUACCCUGGAGGACCAAACGCUGGAUACAGUUAUAAAGCCUGCACAGCGAUGAACCCUUAUUAUAAUGACCUCUGGUAUGACCAUGGUUGUGACAACAACUUGUAUCCAGUCUGCGCAGAUGUCAGAGGAUCAGAUGUGACUUUUGUCUUCAUCAACACCAUCGGUAUGACAUGGACUGAAGCCCAGAGCUACUGCAGAACUUACCACACAGACCUGGCCAGUGUGAGGAACAUGGCAGAGAACCAGAAGGUACUGGCGAUGAUACCUGGAGGAUCCUGGGCCUGGGCCUGGAUUGGCCUUUUCAGAGACUCCUGGAAGUGGUCAGAUGGAAGUACCUCCUCAUUCAGCUUCUGGAAGAACGGCCAACCUGAUGACAACAACGAGACUUGUGUGGCUGCAGACUUCAGCCAAUCAGGAGCCUGGGAGGACUGGCCCUGUGACAUGGAGAGAGCGUUCAUUUGCUACGGUCCAGUGGUUCCUGUUGCAAAGAAAGUGGUGUCUGCUUCAAAGAAAGUGCUGAAAGUGAAGUUUGAGAACAAGAAGAAUCUGGAUCUGAAUGACCCUGCUGUGAUGGAGGCCAUGUUGAAGCAGCUGAAACAGAAGCUGAGGGCCCAGGGGCUGGACGACAACAUCAAACUGAGCUGGAGGAAGCAGGCCGAUGGAAAAGUCUUCCACAAGGAAGACAAGAAGACCAACAAGAGGAGGAGGAAGAGGGAGGAGCUGUAAUGUUGAGUUGCUUCCAUCAGAGAAAAGUCUGGUUCUUUCCUCAAAGAUGUGACGGAGCAGAAUAGAGCUGCAACAAUCAGCUGAUGCAUCCAUUAUUCUCUUUAGUGACACUAACUCAUAUGUAAUGAAUAGUUUAGUUUCCAUUUAUUAUUGUUGUAGUGAUUCUUACAUUCUUUAUUUUAGGCUACAUAACAUUUUAGUCAACUAAAACCAGCAUCCCAGCCUCCGUACGUCUCCAGUCUUAUUGUGUAAAUGUUGGUGAACAUCAACAGAGAUCUUGAGUUUCUGUAGACGAGCUAUGGAUUACAAAUACUAAACAGAAAAAGAACAUUCUCCCGGUUAAGAAAGUAAAUGUAUGUUAAAGUGCCCAUAUUAUGCUCAUUUUCAGGUUCAUAAUUAUA
Molecule: messenger RNA, 1496 nt
Organism: Perca fluviatilis (European perch)
Lineage: Eukaryota; Metazoa; Chordata; Actinopteri; Perciformes; Percidae
Product: macrophage mannose receptor 1-like
Exons: 6
Coding region: 49-1095 (348 amino acids)
Source: RefSeq, a predicted model, not a curated record